GACCCCACUUAUUAUUAUUACUAUUAUUAAAGGCUUCUAUAGAGAUAAUCAAAUGUAAUUCUAACAAGGUGAAUAUCCUUCGUCCAUGGGCGUGAAGUGACGUGCAUGUAUUGCACAAGUCAUUACAGUCCUUAAAUGAGGUAUUUAGGGUUUAGGGUGUCGACUUGGACACAAAAUUUAGGUCUUUGAAUCAGUUCGUGAUGACAGUGUAGGCAUAGUCUAGCUCAUUUUUGUUGCGUGAGACGGGCAUUUCUGCACGCAGAAUUCUCUUAGACAUGUGCGAGGAGGGUCUUUGUGGAACCCGCACGCGGUGACACCUAGGAGAUGCUGUAUAAUGUAUUGAUUAAUGAUCUCGUGCGAAAAAUCCAUCUUAUCAAGAUGCAGUCGUCUGCCUCCAACAGGCGCUGCUAGUGUAGUGGUAUCAUAGUACCCUCGGAUACUCGGCUAGGAAUUGCCUUGGGGGCUCCGUGAAACGCGGAGCCGCGACUCUAAACCUAGAUCCGAAAACUCAGGGAUGUUGAUUAGUGCGUAAUCGAGCAGUUUAAAUGGGGUCUUUCGAGUAGUGAUACUAUCAGUGAUACGAAGUGCAUCUGCAGCAGCACACUUCAAUCCAAAUACAGGUCAAAUUCGGUAGAAUGGACAUGAAUUCGGGAACUGGUCGGGUUAGAGCACCGCAGAAGGGCAAUCUUUUUGUCAAUCAAGCAGUAGCAGAGCCAAUAGGUAGCACAGAUGAGAGGAUACCACAUGAGCAGAUAUCAGCACAGGGAGCCAUCAGAAGUCGGCGGGCACUUAACACCUAUUCGAAUAUCAGACAAGGAUCCGAAUCACAGGAAUUCAGGGAUGCGCUCAAGGAGAACCUACACACCCACAAGAAUCCCAACGACCAACAACCGGAGAGACUCCUCCUGUCGCAAGAAGCGGCCCGGACAACCGGAACGCCAGCAUACUGGAUAAGCACACGCACACAGGUAAGUGCGGAAACCCCUCCUCAUUUAACUGCUUCACAGGAGGAUGCAGAAUGUCGUACACCGGACCAGGACAACCGGUCUACAGGGAUUCAAUAUUACUCACAAACGGCAAAUACAAUAUUCCCCCUGAGCAAGGAGGAGGGAGAACUUUUGGAACCCCAAGGAGAUUCAGACCUAGAAAUAUUCCAGGCUAUUAGGAACCAAGUACAGAAUCGAAGGCGAACUAGACAACAACUCCUAAGUAAGUACCCACACCUGGGCCUGUCCUUUACCAACUCGGAAUGUGAAGAAAUAGCAGCGUUGGUGACAAGAGUAGCCCCAGAUUUAUCAAGAUAUCUUCAAACAUACUACCCGGGCCCUCAUAGCGAAACAAUACCCAUAUCACAGAACAAAGACAAUCCCAAAGAGGUACUCACACCCAUCUUAGAGGAACCUUGUACUAGACAGACUUCAACCACAGAGACAACAGAACAAGCCAAUUUGGUACCCAUUAGUUCACAAGAAAAGGAACGCCCCCCACCCGUGCGUAUUACUAUGACUGCAGACAGGGUGCAGACAUACCAGGAAAAAAUGAAAAAUCUCACCAACUACAUGGUCAUGGGACACAUCUCGGGCCGCACACCCGGUGCCAAGAAACUAUCCAUGUGGGCCAAAGCAAACCUACACAGAUCUUUCCAUCAACUAACUAUCCGAUCCAACAACUACUUCGAAACCCAGUUCUCUCAGGAAGAAGGUCGGUUGAGUACGCUAGCGUCACAAGGUAGUACCCUAGAGGGGGGGGGGAUAUAACGUUCUACAGUUGGAGUCCAUACUUCAAUACAGAUCACCCGCUCAAUAAAUCAGGACUAAAGAUUGGAAUCUGGGCACAAGUUAGAGAAUUACCUCCAUUUCUUCGAACUUGAGAGUUUCUGAGAGAAACCUUUGAGAAUUUUAGCGAAGUGUUAUUCGUAGAUGAUACGGACACAUACCUUACCAGGCUAUCAGGACCCAGAGUACGCAUCCUUACGAGCAAUGUAGAAGCCCUACCCCAAUCCAUAAUUAUUCCAAGUCUAGAUAAUGAGGGAGAAAUAGAAUACUCCCUUGAAUAUAGCGGUCUUUCCACACAAUGUAGUAGAUGUCGAUCGUUUGACCACUUGGUACAAAAAUGCCAAGUAGCACGACGACCAGCAACCGAAAGACAGCACACAAAACGCACACAACGGAGCAAUGGCAAGUCACAGAACACAAACACAACAAGGGCUGUAGAUGGGAACACGACACCAACCCCACAUACAAACCCACACAAGGGACCGAACACUAAACAACCUACUUUCGUUUGGCAACCGAAACGGGAUCAUCAGAGCAGCCAAACCUCUACAGAUACACUCCAGGCAGGGACAUAUGGAUACAGAACACCAGAUCUACACACAAACUUUUGGAGAGCUCUAUCACCAAGUCAGAUCUUGGAAACUACAGCCUCUGCAGUAAUAGUCACGGGAUUUUACAGAGAGAACAAAAACCUCCUAGAGGUACUCAUCGAGACCGAGGGCACCCAAAAGAAACCGGAAAACAUAUUCACGCUGACACAUGGACAAGGGGAAAAGGAAUGGACCCAAUUAUCAGCUCGUACUCAUGUCGUCAAUGAGACCAUGCUUCACAUGUGAGGACAAGUCGUGUUGAAACACAAACAUGUCAACCCACUCCGGGUGUGGGAGGACGCGUGCUGGCUCUUCACAUGGUCAAAAUCAACCACACACCCACCUUUAUGCACAAUCACAGCUUCAAUCAAAUACGAUGAGGAAGUCUGUGCACCGCGUAACAGCACCAGGCAACAGUGGGAAGUACUCCCCAAGAACAUACAGGAUUACCUCAGGCGAUUCACACAGGACAAAACACAAGCCUGGGACUUAGAUUCAAACGAACUACCAGCCUUCAUGGGCUAUAGUUUUCCAGGGGCUACAACGUCACAGCACAACAUACUGUACUGAAUCAUAAAGAUGAUAUAGAAGGGAAGUCCGCAAUCCCAUAACCGGACGUGAUAGAUGAAUAACCACCUUACUCUCACGUCGCUAAACGUACAAGGACUAGGACGCGACAUCAUUGGAGUCCGUAAACGACGUGAGAUACGAGAUUUCUUCCAGAAAUCUCAACCCAAACCAGAAAUAAUUCCGGUUCAAGAGCACAAGUUAUCACUAGAAGAAGGGAAGAGGCACACAAAACAGAUUGAAUUUGCAAGAGGCGUCUCUCUCUGGAAUGAGGCAACCUAUUGCGCUCAAAAAAAUAGCUUUAAGGGGGGCACGGGGAUACUAUUAUCAGAAAAAAUAGCAAGCCUCAUCUGCGAACAUGGGGUCAUAAUGAAAGGAAGGGUUCAGUACGUUACCCUCCAAUGGACAUCCUUUCUGAAAAUCGGGAUUAUAAAUGUUUAUGCAUUUAACUAUACUGGAUCUCGAUCAAGGUUAUGGACUAAAAUACGACACUAUCCACAGCCUGAAGCCCACUGGAUCCUAGGCGGAGACUUCAAUAUGAUAGAUCAAUUAGAUGAUAAAUAGGGAGGGCAAGACACCAUCUGCCGUGGCCAAAGAGAACAAGUAGCCUGGGGAGACUUACAGGUACACCUAGGCCUUCAGGAUAGUUUUAGGCGGACGAAUUCAGGAAACUAUCCACGAAGAAGUUCUCCUGGGAUAAUAGACGUAAUGCCCCAGGAAUGAUAGAUUUUACUUAAACCAUAUUCUUAUCCAACUUGGAGGGCAGACUGCCAUCUGGCCUUCCCUUACGCACGUCUCAGACCACGCACCUGUAGUCUUAAAAAUUCAUCAGCAACAUUUUAGAACACAAAACCAACCGGCCUUCAAUAGGCAUCUAUUGGAAGAUGACAACGAAAAGACAUUGUUGCUGGCAGAAUGGACUAGGGCUAUGGCACUGAACUCGGACAAAACUUGGAAUGCUCGGUUUGUCGAGGGACUGAAAACGCUUAAAUACUACAGCGAUCAGAAAACAUCAGCUUACCGAGCACAACGCAGUGAAGCCUUCACAACACAAUUAACACCGGUAAUUGAAGCUGAACAAGCCCUACAACACAACUGGAAUGACCAGUGGGCUAAGGACACCCUUAACUUAGCACAAAUAGAACUCCAUAUGCAACGUCAAAAACUGCUAGAAUCCAAGCAUGACAGACAUAUGUCUGAAUGGACACGCAUCGGUGAUCGAUGCAACCGGGAAUUUUUCUAAUUCCAUACGGGAUAUAAGAAACCGACCUUGAUUAGUGAACUCAUAGACGACGGAAGAUCACUCACCAACCAAGAGGAGAUGCAAUGUUAUGUUGACUCCUUUUACAUUCGACUCUACACGCGAGACUAAUCAACAAUCAACAAGCUAGAUUAGACUGCCUCAAAAGCGUCUCCAGGUGUGUUACAGAAGACCAAGGAAGGAAACUCACACAGUGCCCUACGCUACAGGAGGUAUACGACGCAGUCAAGGGUCUCCCCCCGAAAAGCCCCCGAAAUCGACGGAGUCCCUAUGGAAUUCUUUAAAACUUUUAUAGAAGAAUUAGGGCGAGAUCUCCUCGGACUAAUCAAGGAAAUAUUCGAAACCAAAAAGUUAUGCCGCUCGUUAAAUACAAGUAAGAUCAGCUUGCUUCCAAAGGGAGGUGAGUUGGUAUUUCUGAAUAAUUUCCGACCCAUCUCCAUACUUGGUGCAGUGUAUAAAAUAGUGGCCAAGCUGAUAGCUAAUAGAAUGAUUCCCUAUCUCCCUACCUGGAUACGAAGCUCCCAGACGUUGCAUCUUCGACAACAUCUUUAUGACCCAAUCCUCAAUAGAUUGGGCUUUAGAAAGCAACCAAGAUCUCAUCCUCCUGCUCUUGGACUUUGAAAAAGCCUAUAAUAGGAUAAGCUGGAAUUUCUUGAGAGAAAUCAUGUUACACAUGGGAUUUCCCACUGACUGGGUCGAACUAGUUAUGACAUUAUACUCUGAGGCCUCUGCUAGAACUAUGCUAAACGGGGUACCUGGGGAGCAGUUCUCUCUACAACGUUCUGUGAGACAAGGGUGCCCCUUGGCACCCUAUCUAUACCUUCUUGUCGGAGAUGUGUUAGGACACAUGCUCUCGGAUCCUGAUCGAUCCUUGGUAGGAUUCACUCUAUCGGAUGGUAAAACAACAACAAACUAAAUGUAUGCUGAUGACUUGGCACUCUACAUCCAGGGAACAGAGCAUAAUAUAGAUAAUGCCAUGGGAAUACUGAAUAUCUACUGCAAGGGGAGUGGCGCUAAAAUAAACUGGAGUAAAUCAUAUGGAAUCUGGUCAUCAAGACAACCCCGCUCGUGGCAAUGGCUACUAGAUCCGGGUCUUAACUGGCUACCACCUGGCUCUACCACCAAAUACCUUGGAUUCCCAAUUGGGGCCUUAGCACCGACAGAAGUCAUCGCUUAUAAAGUGAUCCAAAGCUUGACUGUAGGCCUCUCAGUUUGGGAAUCGAAAAACCUAUCCCUGGCCUGAAGGUUCAUGAUUGCAAACUAGUCAAUAUUAGCCAUAAUUUGGUUUCUGUGUUCAGCAACCUCAAAUACUACCUUCAAAACGAUUAGAGCACUCACACGGAACUUCAUUUGGGGGGCCAAGCUGGGUAAGAAAACGAGGGCAAAGCUAAGCUGGACACUCUUGAUUCAAACAGUAGCCUCGGGAGGGGUUAAAAUACUAGAUCCGAAACUUCAAACCCAAGCGCUAAUGACAAAAUUAGUAGUUCAAAGUCUUCAACCAGGAUACGAACCGUGGAAAGUCUUUGCAAGACACAAUCUAGGAUGUACAAAACCCACUGGGGCGGGAAGAUGGCCCAGAUACAUACAUUGGAUCAACGUAAGCCGAACAGCACCUAUAAGAUCCACCCCUCUAUGGCAAGCAACGUUUCAAUCUUGGUAUUCAACUAAAUCCGACCUACAACAGAUUGCCCCAAGACAUCCAACAGAGGUCCUUAGACAGCCGCUAUUUGGAAAUACAUUGAUUAGACAACAUUCUGGCACCCUCUUUGGCAUUGAAACCGAUUCUAGAUUUUAUACAUGGACAAAGAGAGGUGUUUUUCAGAUUAAAGAUGUGGUAUUACAGCCAACCAGACAAUGGCACACAGAAAACUUCAUCAAGUCAGCUACAGGCUCAUGCACAACAGCAACACAAUGGGCAGCACUUAAACGGGCUAUUCCUUGGAACCCUCCUUCUCAGACUCCUCUAAAAACAGGCUAGUGGAUAACACGCACAACCUCAAGUAUUGAUACCAUAUACCAGACACAAAAAAAAGAUGGAAGAGAGUGGUUAUGUUAAGUCUAUAUUGUCCUACCUUCAGAGGAAAUCAAAUCCAUUGACAAUUGACUACAACUGCUACCACGAGGUAACCACCAGCAUGUCAAAAUCAUUUGAACAAUGGGAGCUAAAUGUGGUGUGUUAUCAUAUAACCCGGAAACUGUGACUGAAGAUGAAAGAUUAUGGCUCUUCGGUACAGUUCCUAUUAGUCAACUAAGGUGGGACCCUAAGGACUAGCAAUGGGCCAGAUUGGGAUGCCUCGAACCUUGCAAUUUCUUUCAAUAUACAACCAAGCGAGGACAUCGAGAGGCUCUUAGGAAAACAAGCAAACAAAUGCGUGGUCUCAAAGCUUUGGAGGCACAGGGUUACUCAUCUAAACAACAACAACAACUAACACAACGGAUCUGGCAUCCCUGGAUACCUCGCAAGAUAGCAGCCAUGCAAUGGCUGUACCUUGCGGGAGGCUUACCAAUAGGAGAAUGGAGAGCUAAAGCUUCAUCAGCGAGUACAUGUAGACUUUGUCACUCCGAAGAAACAGAAACAAGUGAACACGCAUUAUUCAACUACCCAAGGGUUGCACCUACAUGGAAGUACCUCAAAACACUUCGAUCCCAAAGUCACCUCCAAAUGACUACUCACAAUGGAACAACAUCCGAUUUGGUUUACUAAAUCUACCUGGUAACACAGACAUUGCCUAGACAUCUUCAUGGGAUGCAGGAGCUAAGAUACAAGUUAACGAUAAUACACCAUGGGAUAUACUACGAGCUAGUCUUAACUGGAAUAUUUGGGUUCAAAAGUGUGAAGAAGAACUGAACGGCCAUCUGUUUUUGCUCGGCAAAGUUUUGUUCUACUCGUGGAAAACAGUAAUCCAUGUUGGUGCAGAGGUAUGGCGUAGCAUUUUCAGACAUAAACGCAGCCAAGACAAGAUCACCGAGCUAACAACCCUUUUCAACACGGUCUAGACUCAGCAAGGAGUUUUUGCCACCGGUGGUAAUCCACCGUAUUGGAAAUGGCUUCCACCAUCCGCCUUUCUUCCACACGACCUAGCACAAGCUGUCCUUCAAAUGCCAUUAAGGCCAAGGCAAACGAUCUCCUCGGAUGAGACAACAAGCUCAAAUUCCAGCAGAGAGUUAUCCUUGGCUAUAGAUGAUCUUUUUUAUGAGGUUGACAGAGGCAUACAUGAACAACAGAUCAAGUUCUCUAAUCCGACACAAACACCCCCUUCUUCACGAAUCGAGGACAUCCUCGAACAAGCAGAGGUAAUCAAAGCAAUUCUGAUGGAGAUGGCCAGUAAUCUACAGUCAACACAAUUGACAAUAGACAGUAACCUACCCCAGACCCAACUUAACGAAGAAGAAAUGGAAAGAGAGGUCGAAGAGAUACUAACAAAUAUGGAAUACGAACGACUCGAUCAACCUCCAGACUCACCCCGAACGACUCAACGCCAACAAAGAAUUAACGAAGCUAGACAGAGAUGGUAUGAUGCAGUGCCAUAUGGACCAAAAGAUCUCAUCCACCUAGUAGACUCAGCCAGGCGAAACCCAUCGUUCCGAGGCAGCAUUACUGCCCUAGAAAUUUAUGCAGCCACAGGUCAGCACUUGCAUGGCGACAACUUUCAAAGAUGGAUGGCAGACGGGCGUCAGUACUUUGACCUAGGACCAAGACAUCCAAGAUGAUGACACAAAUAUCUACAGUGUAAGGAUACUAAUAAAACCUAAGACCAUUUUCAAUUAGUACCAGUUAAUCAAUCUUGACUUAAGGAUAUAAGAAUAGGCAUGCAACGGAUCUUAAUCCCAGGAAUGGCAUAUGCCGACAACGACCAAUCGUGGGACUACACGUGCCAAGGCUCUUCUGUAAUGCACUUCGGUGCUUGUUUUUAACCCCGGUGGAAAUUUCACGGCAUCAUAGUACCUUCCCACGGUACUGACCGGGGUUCGAUUCCCCGGCUACGCAAAAUUUUUCGCCUCCGCGUGUGAGGCAGCGUCGGCUAACCUGAUCUCAGUUUCAAGUCUCCCUUUUGGCGGCAAGGGAGCAAAGAUUCAAUGCGUAUUUAGUCCGUGCUUUUACGAUCUAGUGUACUUCAGUGAAUGACAUUCAAGAAUGAGUCAGUAAUGAUGGAUGACAUUUGCCUUCUUUACACAGUCAUCAAAUUCGUUAGUUUUUUGUGAGAUUACUUUCUUUAGUUUCUAAGAAUUGUUUUACUGGAUGGAGUUCGUGGUGUUUUCUUUUUUCUA
Messenger RNA from Physcomitrium patens, 8462 nucleotides. RefSeq lists its product as uncharacterized. Lineage: Eukaryota; Viridiplantae; Streptophyta; Bryopsida; Funariales; Funariaceae. The record is from RefSeq and is a predicted model, not a curated record.